Molecule: messenger RNA, 1212 nt
Organism: Achroia grisella
Lineage: Eukaryota; Metazoa; Arthropoda; Insecta; Lepidoptera; Pyralidae
Gene: Ostgamma
Product: tumor suppressor candidate 3
Exons: 6
Coding region: 93-1091 (332 amino acids)
Cellular component (GO): oligosaccharyltransferase complex
Source: RefSeq, a predicted model, not a curated record
CGUUUCGAUCAGCUUGUUUUGCUCAUAGAAAUAAAAUAUUAUUUCAAAUUUUCUAUAUAUUAUCUCUAAUUAUAUUUAAAUUUAAAUUUACUAUGAAGUACAAAGCGUUAUUAUGUUUCAUCGUGCUUCUAACGUAUUAUGGUGGAGAAGCGCAAAAUCGCGCAAAAGGGCUGGAGGAGAAAGUGCAGCAGUUAACCGACUUAGCAUCGAAGAAGGCAUUAAUAUCAUUGAAUCUGAGCAAGUUUAAGGAAUAUGUGAAAAGUCCACCUAGGGAUUACUCCUUUGUUGUGAUGUUCACAGCCAUGGCUCCGUCCCGCCGCUGUACCAUCUGUCAACAUGUGUAUGAGGAGUAUCUGAUUGUGGCAAAUUCAUUUAGAAUGACACCAUCUUAUAACAAUAAACUGUUCUUUGGUGUGGUAGACUUUGAUGAAGGCUCUGAAGUGUUCCAAAUGCUUCGCCUUAACACAGCGCCUGUUAUCAUGCAUUUUCCUGCCAAAGGCAAGCCAAAACCAGCCGACUCUAUGGACUUCGAAAGGGCGGGUAUUCACGCAGAGGCUAUGGCCAAGUGGAUUCAAGAUCGUACAGAUGUUCAGAUUCGUGUAUUCCGUCCACCGAACUACUCAGGAGCCGCAGCGUUUGCUAUGCUGUUCGCUCUCAUUGCAGGCUUCCUGUACCUACGCAGGAACAAUCUAGAAUUCCUCUACAACAAGCAAAUGUGGGCAGUCGCAGCUGUCUUCUUCUGUUUUGCCAUGGUCUCCGGGCAAAUGUGGAACCAAAUUAGAGGGCCUCCAUUCUACCAUAGGACCAAGAAUGGCCCUGUCUACAUUAAUGGUGGAUCCCACGGACAGUUUAUAUUGGAGAGCUACAUUGUAGCUAUAUUAAACUGCGCUGUUGUCAUAGGCAUGAUCCUAAUGAUAGAAGCAGCGGGUGGUGUUAAUAAUGCAGAAUUAUUGCGAACACCGGCAGAAGGGAGGAAGCGGAGGGUGCAAUCUAUUGUGGGACUAGUCCUAGUUUGUGUAUUCUUCUCAUUGCUGUUAUCUGUAUUCAGAGCUAAAACACAGGGUUAUCCCUAUAGCUUCCUAUUCAAGUAAGAGGUUUUCCAUUUACAAUAGUUUUAUAAGAAUAUCACGGAGUAAAGAACUAUCAUCUGAGGUGUGUUUGCAAUAUGUUUUAUAAUUCUAUGUGAGUAGUCAAAUAAAUUAUUUAAAUUCA